Molecule: messenger RNA, 1206 nt
Organism: Durusdinium trenchii
Lineage: Eukaryota; Dinophyceae; Suessiales; Symbiodiniaceae
Source: the annotation of a GenBank genome assembly
AUGUGCGUUCACCGGUGGAAGGAGUCCGAGCGGCCUAAGGGGCCACCGAAGCAGAAGAAGGAGAAGAAGAGCUAUAGCCACCUGGCUAUGGUGAAGCGUGGGGAGAGGCCAAAGAUCAAGAGGCUCAAGUGGAAGGCUCGAUGCAUCCAUGGCCACCGUGCGAAGGCCUGCGCCAUCUGCCGCGGCUGUCCGCACGGGCGGCUUCCCUUCCGCUGCCCCGAGUGCCGAGGCAGUUGCCCCCACGGGCUGUUUGUUCGGCGGUGUACCAUCUGCUCGGGCUGUGAGCAUGGGGUGCUGCGCGACGUCUGCACCAUGUGCACGAGUCGCGGUAAGCAUGGCCUGGUGAAGUCUGCCUGCCGCCUCUGCACGCCCUGCCCGCACGGACGCCUCAAGGGCGGCUGCUUGACGUGCAAUGGCUGCCCCCAUGGCCGGCUACGGCAAAACUGCGCCAGCUGUAAGUCUUGCCCCCAUGGCAAGGUGCGAGAGCACUGUGCCUCGUGCAACGUCUGCAAACAUGGCGUGCACAAGCUCACCUGCCUCACCUGUCAUGGAUGCCCACAUGGGAAGCUGCCGCGCUUCUGCCCCCAGUGCCAACCCUGCGAGCACGGCAAGGACCGUGCCCACUGUCCCAAGUGCGCAGGGUGUCCACAUGGGAAACUGCCGCACAACUGCAAGCUCUGCAGUGGCUGCCCGCAUGGCCGCGUCAAGCGCUUCUGCGGCACUUGCAACCCUUGUCCUCAUGGCCGCAGGAAGCAGAACUGCCCCCAGUGCAAGACGUGUGAGCAUGGCAAGCUGAGGGAUGCCUGCAGCGAAUGCAAGGGUUGCCCGCACGGAAAGAUCCGGCGCUUCUGCGGCACCUGCAACCCGUGUCCUCAUGGCAGGCUGAAGCAGGCCUGCCGCGAGUGCACGGCCUGCGAGCAUGGCAAGGUGCGCAACAGCUGCAGCACGUGCAAUGGCUGUCCGCAUGGCAAGGUCCGUCGCUUCUGUGGUCGUUGCAAUCCUUGUCCACACGGAGAGCCCAAGCAGAGCUGCAAGCAAUGCAACAGCUGCCCGCAUGGGAAGCGUCGGGCCUCCUGUGCCGAGUGUAAUGGAUGCCCACAUGGGAAGGUGAGACGCCUCUGCGCGGUGUGCAACGAUUGUGGGCAUGGGAAGCUGGCCUUCAACUGUGGGAUUUGUAAGGCAGCAUUGUACAGCACAUUGACCUGA